Pteronotus mesoamericanus is the source of this 3909-nucleotide messenger RNA. It is a transcript of the gene CHORDC1, whose product is annotated as cysteine and histidine rich domain containing 1. The transcript is spliced from 11 exons. NCBI's taxonomy places the organism in Eukaryota, Metazoa, Chordata, Mammalia, Chiroptera, Mormoopidae. Gene Ontology annotation, biological process: centrosome duplication. Gene Ontology annotation, molecular function: zinc ion binding. The record is from RefSeq and is a predicted model, not a curated record. The coding region runs from base 152 to 1147 and encodes 331 amino acids.
GGAAAAUUCGCGAAGGUUCCUGAAGCAAAAGCAGCCGUUUCCGGAAGCCUGCUGCCGCCCAGCCAACAGACCAGCGGUAACGGGGGAGAGUCGUAAACGCAGAGGCUUGCGGUGCUGGUGUUUGGGCCUGACUCGUAUUGGUGGGGAAAAAAUGGCCCUGCUGUGCUACAACCGGGGCUGCGGUCAACGCUUCGAUCCCGAGACCAAUUCCGAUGAUGCUUGCACAUAUCACCCAGGUGUUCCAGUCUUUCAUGAUGCAUUAAAGGGUUGGUCUUGCUGUAAGAGAAGAACAACUGAUUUUUCUGAUUUUUUGAGCAUUGUAGGCUGUACGAAAGGAAGACAUAAUAGCGAAAAGCCACCUGAGCCCGUCAAACCUGAAGUCAAGACUACUGAAAAGAAAGAACUAUCUGAAUUGAAACCCAAAUUUCAGGAGCACAUCAUUCAAGCCCCUAAACCAGUAGAAGCAAUAAAGAGGCCAAGCCCAGAUGAACCAAUGACAAAUUUGGAAUUAAAAGUAUCUGCUUCACUUAAACAAGCACUUGAUAAACUUAAACUAUCAUCAGGGAAUGAAAAAAAUAAAGAUGAAGAUAGUGAUGAAAUUAAGAUUGGGACUUCAUGUAAAAAUGGAGGCUGUUCAAAGACAUACCAGGGUCUACAGAGUCUAGAAGAAGUCUGUGUAUAUCAUUCUGGAGUACCUAUUUUCCAUGAAGGGAUGAAAUACUGGAGCUGUUGUAGAAGAAAAACUUCUGAUUUUAAUACAUUCUUAGCUCAAGAGGGCUGUACAACAGGAAAACACACGUGGACUGCAAAGGAUGCUGGGAAAAAAGUUGUUCCAUGUAGACAUGACUGGCAUCAAACUGGGGGUGAAGUCACCAUUUCAGUGUAUGCUAAAAAUUCACUUCCAGAACUUAGUCAGGUAGCAGCAAAUAGUACAUCGUUAAAUGUGCACAUUGUAUUCGAAGGAGAAAAGGAAUUUCAUCAAAAUGUGAAAUUAUGGGGUGUGAUUGAUGUAAAACGAAGUUAUGUAAGUAUGACUGCAACAAAGAUUGAGAUCACCAUGAGAAAAGCUGAACCUAUGCAGUGGGCAAGCCUUGAACUUCCUGCAGCAAAAAACCAGGAAAAACAAAAAGAAGAUAAAACAGAAUGAAUUGAGAUGAAAUAACAAGUUACUGCCUCUUUCAAAAUUCUUAAUUAUGUGGUGAAGUGGUGGCUUGCUGCUGUAAUCUUUGGUUUUGUUGUUGUUGUUGAAUCUGGCAUUUCAGGGUCAACAGUAUAGGUUCUUAAAAGCCAAAGUCAGUUUAUCUUGUUGUGCUUCCCAUUUUUCUUUUGAGUUACCUAAGAUUGAGUAUUCAUUUCUCCUCACUCAUAGAACUGUAGUUGUGUCCCAUACUUGAAGAAGCUAGAAAAUAGCUCAUAAAUAGAGUAGUUCUUAGUAAAAUAUUAUGUUAAGCAGAGGAAUAUAAAGUAACAUUUGUUCACAUCUCUUUCUCUUAUUCCCUAAUUAGUAAAACAAGAUGAAAUGUCAAAUUUUUAAUUAGUUUUUCAUGCAUUUGUGUUCCUAUAAUACUUGAAAAUCUUUAAGGAAAAGAUAAAGCUCUGCAGUGUUUUUUCCACUUGGGACAGUUACUUUUCUGUAAAAAGAUUAAUUCUGAAGUAGUAGUAAUUAGUUAAACAGGAAUAUGUGCAUUGAUUAACAAAUCAGAAUUUGCAACUAAUUAAAAAAAGUUUUUAUUAGUACCUAUAUUACUUGCCAAGCAGAACCAUAUAAGAGUAUAGGAAACAUAAAUAGAAGUGUAGAGGUAUCAAUUUGGUUAAAAUUCACCAUUUUGUAAGACUAAGCAAUAAUGUUAAAUAUCUCUUUCCUGAUUAUUCAAGGUCUUGGUAUGGUGUUGUGGCUAAAUUGUAUCUGAAUUACAGCUUACACCCUCUUAAAAUGUUUAAUUAAAUAUAAGGAGAAACUAAAUAUAUAUAUAUAUAUAUAUAUAUCUGGCUUCCCUUGAUAAACUAUCUGUAAAAUUAUAGAUUAAAAAGCUUAUGGAAAUACAUUAGUUCCAGAAAACUAAAUAUUUAAGCUUUGCUUUAUGACAACUAUUACAUGUUAAAUAAAAUAGCUCGUUUUAUAGUUUUUUUAGGAUUUCAUGAACAGUUUGACAAUUCUAGGUGAUACAAUGUUGAUUAUCUAUUGUACUGUAUUAAAUAGGUAUCACAGAAUUAGAUUGUUUAUGCUAAUUGAACCCAUUAAAUGAUAGGUCGCUUUCUGAGGUAGUGCAGAGCUCAUGAAGAAAAUGAAAAAUGUUAUGAAGGCAAAAACUGGCAGAAUUUAAUAAACUUGGGCAUGAAUUACACUUACAUAGAUUAAAAUGAUUAUUUCCUAAGCCCCUUGAGUGUUUUUCUUUUCUUGGGAUUAAUGUAAUCCUUAUAAAGGAAAAUUUGCAGAAGUACAAUUUUAGUUAAAGAGUUAGUAUACCUCACUCUGAAGGGUCAGCAAGUUACCCUGAGAUGCAGUUCCGCAGUUCCUGAGUAGUUCAGCGGCACUACAGAUAGAGAGAGGAAAAGUCUGGCAGUCAGGCUGUCAUGGCACAAAAUAGCAUGGCAAGAAAUUUUUAGUAGUAAAAAUUGGACCCAAAUAGAGUAUAUAAGUUUAUAUUGAAUUGUAUUUAAAUUUUUAAAAUUUAUCUUUUAUAAUUUAGGAACCUGGGUUCAUAAGAACACAUGCAAUCUUUAUUGCUUAGGGAGAUAGUGCUAUUUGUUUUGAUUUGAGGUAAUGAUUACCCUCUUUUAGUGUUUCCUUCUUUGAGGAUAUUUUCCCCAAAACAAUACCUUAAUAUGUUAUGUGCAAUUGAACUGUUAUUUAAAACAAGUGCAUUAUAGGCCUAAGAGUUAGUUACAAAGCACUGACUUUUUUUGUUUUCGGAGAAAACCUACCUAUUUAGUUUGGUUACAUUAGUGACCCUUCUGUUACUUAUUCCCAUGAACCUCUGAAUUUGUUGCUCAGAUUAAAAUCUAAAUGAUACUUCUAUUAACACAUAAAGAGACACAUUUAUAAUUAGCUAAAAUGUUUUAUUUUUAUCAGUCAAAAUUAAAAAAUGGUUAACUUUAUUAAGUUGUUUCUCUAGAAAUAAACUUUCUUCCUCCUCAUUCAGAAUUUACUGUAUCAAAACAAAGAUAGGUUUAUUAUAUAUACUUGGUAACUAAUCUGACAGUUAAACUAACCAUGGGGAACAUUAUUUUUCUUGUGUAGCACAUUUGCUAGUAUAAAAUAAGUAUGGUUCUAAGAAAUUGCACUUUUAUUUCUUUAAUUCAACCUCUUAUUUUUUAGGUAAGUUUACAUAAGAGUUACAAAGAAAGUACAGUCUUUUAUAUCCCAUAUUAAUUUUCCUCUUAAAGUCUUACAUAAUCAUAGAACAUUUACAAAACCUAAGAAUUAAUUCCAGAAAACUAAUUCUGCUGUUGACUAAAGCAGAACAUUAAUUUUGACCAUCUGGUUUUAGAGGAACACUAUUAAAGGGCAGUUUUUGACCUAUCCUAGUUUAAGCCAGGAAUUUAUAAACCAUUAAAAAUAUAAAUUGAAAUCAAUCUACCAUUGACAAAUGUUUAUAGGUAAAAAAAAAAAAUGUAACUUGUUCUCACCAUAUAUAGGCAAAGAACUACAGUAAUCUAUUUUAUUAGAAUUUAUAUUAUAUGCCAUAGAUUUUAAUUUUUAUUAUGUAUACAUUUUUUGGUUGGUUUUCUUUAGAUAAUUCUUCAGCUGUCUAAGGGUAAAGAGAACCUUAAAGAGUUCUUGCAAAUAUUUUAAGUGACUUUGGAUUAUUGCUCUGCCACCCCUUGCUUUAAAAAAAAUCAGUCAUUCUCCACCUGAAAAUGCUUUUCAUGCAUACACAAUAAAAUUUUUAAAAGUUCAUUUAUGAG